AUGGCGACUUCACAGAAUGUGAAGAGUCAAAGCCGGAAUGGUGUAGUACUGUGUCGUGCACAAGAAUUUAAAAAGGCAUACGACUUAGACUUUGUAGUAAGCUUGGUUUUAAAAGCUGCCUUUUUCUGUUCAUCACAAGAUGAACACGGAACAGUUUGGAACGCCAGUCCAACUGACCCAUGUUGUGCUAUUAGCAAGGCUUUAACCCAGUAUCCGGGAUUACCAACGAGGAGAUUGCACGACAAAUCUUCAAACCCUCUCUCUCAAGGGAUUGCAAAGUUGAGAAGGUUUGGAGGAUACAAGCACGAGAUCGAAAUACAAACUGUUGUCACUCUGUGUCAAAGCCUCCCAGAUGAGAGUUUAUUGAUUACACAUGUGAGAUCUUACAUAAACAUUAUUGUUGUUGCUCGUCCGAGAAAGUCAAUCGAACCAUAUUCUACUGUUGGUGACCUUCGAGGAUUUGUAGUGGAGGCUCAUGAUCUCAUUCUCACAUUCCAUGACAUUUAUAAACGUAUGUGCAACUAUCAGAAGAACAGUGCAUAUGAGGCUAAUUCAGCCAACUUGAUGCCUCUUGAUCAUUGUGAGUUUAAACAAGAGAUAGCAAAGUUGACAGACGUGAUCUUGACGAAGUCACCAUUUCUCAACAUUUUAAAUUCUGAAUGGACUCAGCAAGUGUUGACAUUUACACGUAACACUUCUCCUGUGUUGCUACAGAAUGUUAUCACUCAGACGGUGUCUAAACUAGUUUCUCAGUCUUUGCAAGAGUUGAAUCCUAAGUCAGUUUAUAAUAUUCUGAAGGAUUUGAUGUUUAUUCCCAAAGAGGUGCUUGGAGAGUUCUUAAGAAAGUACAGACCUCAACCUGGUGACAGGCUUGCUGAUGUAGUUUGGCAAAAUCUGUUCACUCUUGGCCUGGAACGUGAGUGGAACGCAAUAAAAUCAGACAUUUUGGUUUUGUUGAAGUCUAUGGCAAGGAAUGCUGAAAUUAGAUUGGACUUCUUUAAAGACUUAAUGCAUUUAGCUCAACCUAAACAUUGUCCUAGUCUUCUGACAUGUGAGAAUUCAAAAUUGCUAGACGAUCUGAAAGAGUUUUUGAUUUUGUACAUGAGAAAUGCAAGAAACCAUUUGAGACUGGAUAUUAUGCUGGAUCAGUUGGGCUCUGGGGAAUCACCUUUGCAAAACGUUCUUGUAGACGUCUUUUGUGAGCUUGUCGUACCAAGCCAAGGUGACCUUAUAAAGCAAGAUCUACCAUAUGUAGUCAAGCAAUUUCUUGGAGACCUUUCAAGAAAUAUGAAGAGUUUUGGAAAGGAAAUAGGCACGUUGCCUUUGCCUAAAUGUGGAAUCAGCUGUAUGACUUGUUGGCGGUUACUGGUUGAGUGCUGUCGACAUGCUCCACCUUCACAGUUAACUCUUGCUAAUCCACCAAGACUAAAAGUACUAGCGACUGUUCUUAGAUCAUUUCCAAGUUUUUGGUCAAUGCCCCAACCAGAAACAUCAGUGGAAUUUAUUCAAAGAAACUCUGAGGCUUGUUUCACAGAUUACAUGCAAGAGUAUGAGUCAUGGUACCUUGAUGUUUGCCGAUGGCUUUUUGGUGUUCAACAACAAAUUCUCAAUAGUGAAAUGGCACUUUGCAACCUGAAUGACUUCAAACAGAAUUAUAAUAGGUUGAAGGAGUUGUAUGAUUCAUUCUUGUGCUCAAGUCUUUUCAUUGACAUUGAAAAUAUUAACACCAUUAUUGAAGCAUUUGAAAGGAAAUCAGAGAGCUUGACCUCUUUUCUCUUGUAUCAAACUUCUGAUCACAAAUGGGUAUGGAUGAAAGACUUGUUGGUUUCAUGGGGAGUGGAGACUGACAAAGAGCUGUUUCAGUUAGUUGAGGAAAGUUUGCUAUUUGGCAAAUGUCACUCAAGAAUAGCAGUGGGCAAUGAAUCUGUAGGUUUACUGUCUUUCAAGCCACAUGUCACAUUGAAAGACAUCUGUUCUCUUCAUGACAAAGUCAGUGCAUGGUUUUGUCCAAUUUUGCAAAACAAGGAUUUGCUUAGUUACUUCUCUGCUCAUGGAAGUGUUCUUUUUCGAGCAUAUAUGGAGGAACAGUUAGAAAGGGUUUUACAGAAUGCUCAAUCUCUGCAAAGUGGUGUAGCUAGUUACAACUGGGCUAGUUCUAUCUUUGGACAUGAUUUUGACAUCGCUGAGGCUGAUGAUGGAGAUCAGUCACGAAGUCGUACAGUCAGUCUUCAAACGUUUAGCGAAUGUAUACAGAGAGCACGCCGUUGCUUAAUUCAAUUACUGGAUCAAACAGCAAAGUUUCAAGAUGUAUCUGUCAUCGGACAAGAAAGGGUCAAAGGAGUAGAUGUUGACAGAGAGUUGGCUACACUUGUAGAAUACCCUGAAUUUAGAAAUUCUUGCGAGCUUAAGUCAGUGCAAAGUGGAAUCAGUGAUAUGCUGGGUCUUGUACAAUAUACUUCGAUUGUACAGACUGUUGUCAGUGUGUGCAAACAGUACGACAUGAAGGAUUGCUUAAGAGAUCUAGAGUCUACCAAAUUGAAAGAAUAUAGUGAAGAACUACAAAAUUUUUUAGCUUCCAGAUUGAAUAAGCUAACAGUUGCUGAGAGCAGCGAAUUGAAGAAGAAAUUGGACAGUCUUUUUAUGAAUACUCCAAUGAACAAAUUGCAUGCAUUUGAUGUUAUACAACAGAGUGAAGAGUUUUUCACUUUUAUUCGUGAAAAGAAAUUCUACACACCGGAAGGAAAAAUCAGCUUCAAUCAGCAGGUUGGUUUGAUAACCAAUCAAUUGAGGGAUCAAGAAUACAAUGAAACAGUGCUGAGUCACCUGCAAGUUGCAUUUCGGUUUGUGGUGCUUUUCACUGACCCACAAGUCACAUUUGCAUGUCUUCUUCAGAAUCUGAAAGAAUCUGAUGUGUUCAAUUCAUUGAAUUGGAAGCAUCCUGUAAAUACAGUUAAUACCAACAUAACUACAAUCAAAAUAUGGUUCUCAAAAGCUGAGGGUGAUACCUUUGAGAAUGUCACUCGUGAUUUGGAAGCAAUAAUGACAUCUGGAUUUUAUGAGUUCAGUUUUGGCAUGAAAGCACUGACAUCAUUGAAGACUGCUCAAGUGUCUGAUGAAUGCAGAUUACAGCUUGUUUAUACCCUCCAAUCAGAGGGUGUCACAGAGGCUUCUGAUGAAAUCCAUCAUGCUUCUAGAACUGUGGGAAAAAAAGAAGUCCAACUGGAUGGUGAAUAUUUGGAUGACUUUGUUCGUAAGCUGGGGUUUAUGCAGGGCGAAGGCGAUAACCAACAACAGUUGCGAAUGAGACAAUUUUUGAAGAAGAAUGAAUUGGUGCAGAAUAUCUUUGACACUUGUUCACGUCUUCAUAGGCUUGGUGAUCCAAAAUACAGAGACAAACAAUUUCCGCAUAAUGUUGCUAUUAGUCUAGAAAAGGCAGAAGACCAGCUCAAGAAAUGUCAAGUUGACUUGAAGUCAUGGCAACAGAAUGUCAGUGAUUGGCAAAAGAAAUAUAUACAGCUGCUGUUUUUUAGCAUUCAACAGAUUCUUGCAUUGGCUAGGGGAUUGACAACUGACAACUUUUCAGAGGUUGCCAAUCUUGUUUCUUUGCUAUUUAAGAGCAACAGAGACUCAGUUGAAGUCUUGGAAGCUAAGAUACCUCAACAUUAUCAGCUGAUAAAAACAAACAUUUUGCCAAAAUUGCUGAGCAUUACUGGUUCUGGAUCUGUGUCACCAUUUCAGCUGUGUGGAGAAUUUUUGGAUGCACUAGUAAACGAUGUCCAUGUUGUUAUGUGUUUAUGCUCAAAACCAAGAAUCCUUUCUUUUGAAUCAGCUGGUCAUACUGUUCACAAUGCAUACUUUUUCAGUCCUGAUCAAAUACUUCGAUUGCUUUUCCAGAUAUACCAAGGGCCUCCUGAAUCAUUUGAGGUGUUACGAUGCACUGUCAACACAACAGACGAAGAAUGUAGUUGUUUUCUUCAAAGAGCAGCAAGCUUUUUGUACCGAACAUUUGCUAUGGUGUAUGUGAAUCAUCUUAGAACUGACUUACAGGAACAAGUUCUUCGAUUUCAAUUAGAUUCAUUGAAUCGGUCAGUACAGAUGCACUAUAUUUUGGAUGCAUCUUCCAUUUGUCAUGAUGCUCCUUGGAUCACUAUUGAGUGUUAUGAAACUAACAAACUUAAACUUUCACAUUUGGAUGUAUCAAACAUAUGUCAAGAAAAAGUGAUGAUGCGCUUUGGUAUAAGCAGAAUUGCAGUGGUGUUUGGUAAAGCCGGUGACGGAAAAUCUCAUUACAUCAAAAAACAGUUGAAGACGUGCCAAGGGGAUACCUGCACUAUAGCAGUGCAUGAGGCAUUCAGUGUGGGCAAGGCAAUUCAAAAGAUGCAACGGAUAAAACCACAAAGAGAUGUAUUAGGCAAUUGUAUUUACUUUAACAUCACUAUUUCACCUCCAAACAAUGCAAAAAGCGAAGAGGCAGAUCAUUAUUGUUUUGUGAUGAAUGAGUUUAAUUGGUUUUUAUUUAAUCUCUUUUGCAUGGGUUUUGUCCAAGACCCUGUUACAGGCUGGUCAUUUAGGCUAAAAGCUGGAUAUGACUGGCAUUUUUUUAUUGAAGUUCCAUCAGUUUUCAGUGAUUGGGAUGCUAAGCAAGGAUUGACACAGUUUUAUGCCUUGGUGCCUUUUCUGAAAUAUGUUGGUAGUGAAUAUCAUGUCAAACAGGAUGACCCACUUGACAUCGACGAAGAUGUACAGCUAGUAUGCAAGUACUUGAAGGCAUUGAAAAACCCGAAACACAUCAAUCGUUUGUAUCGACAUAAAUGUGAAGUCAAAUUUUCAACUGAUCCAAAUUUGGUUGAUCAAACGUGUUGGCAGCUUCUGUCGGAAGCUAUGCCAGAUCAUGUCAAAAAUCGAAAGAUUUUGCAGCAGCUUUUUGUUAAGUACAUGAAACGACGAUGCACUAUACUGGAAAACUUGCCUGGAUUUAACUUCAAUGAAGGGGUAGGACUGGGCGGUGCCGAUACAAAACAACUGGGUUCUACCUUGCUGUCAACAAUGCUGAGGGAAGUAAACAGCUUUUGCCACCCUGACGUUCAGAUGGACUGGAAAUUACAUUCUCAUCAGCAACUUAUAUAUGAUGUCAAAGAUCGCUCAGCUAGCAUUUUGUUUUUUUCCAUUAACCCAGAUAAACUGGAUCGUGAGGAACGGGAGAAGCUGGAAAGAGUAGGCAUAAACAUACCGUCUUUAAUGGACUUGAAACAACGUGAAGUGCUUGAUGACUACUUAUCCAGGGCUCUUAAUGUUGAUCAAGAGGUUUACCAAAUAUCGCCAGAUGCUUCAAGAUUCGGACUUGCUCUAAUAGAUGAAGCAAAAUAUGUAUUAACAGUAGAUUAUACUGUUAAGAUGCUUAACAUUCAUGAAAGGCGGAUGUGUGGAGUUCCCGUUGUCAUUGAAGGAGAAACUGGUGUUGGAAAGACAGCAUUGCUUCAAAUGUUGUCUGUUCUCUGGAAUACGUCAUCACAAAGAUUACGUCGCAUUACACUUGAAACUGUUGCUGAAAUUUUGCAAAAGGAAGCUGGUGUGAGGUCUUUAUCUGGCAUUCAAGUGUCGUGUCACCCAGAAGAUAUGAAAAUUGCAAAUCGUGUUGUUAGUUCUAUGCAGAAUAGAUCUGGGAAGAUUCUAGAUCAAGAAUCUGUCAAUGAGGCAUGGUCAGUAUUCUGGAAAGACAUUAGAAAGGUGCUAUUAGAUGCUGUUGCUGAUCCAGCUAUGUCUAUGUUUGAUAUUGACAAGGCUUUGAUCAUUGAAGCUAAUAAUCACAACACCUCCAUGCAUACUGCAAGACUUCUGGAAGGAUUUUUAAAGAUGAAUGUCAUAAACACAUUUCAUAAGUUAAAUGUGCAUGCAGCUUUAACUCCAGAAGACUUUAUCUGUUUUUUCACUCCAGUAUUUAAGCAAGCAGAGGAGCUGCAGAAGCUAACAAAGAAGCAUAGUGGAGAGCAGCCACCAACAGUUGUUGUUUUUCUUGAUGAGAUUAACACAUCAUCAUGCAUUGGGGUGAUCAAAGAGUUGCUUGUUGAUCGUAGCUUAGACGGUAAUUUAGUUCCAUCUAAUGUCUUUCUUGUUGCUGCUUGCAAUCCUCAUCGAGGAAGCAGUGUUCCUAUACGUGACUCUUCGGAACAUGGUGACUGGGUGUUAGGAUCAUAUUAUGUUCGUCCUCUUCCACCAACUCUUCGUUUUGUUGUUUGGGAUUAUGGUGCUUUGGAUGAAAAUCAAGAACAUGAUUACAUCCGGGAGAAGAUUACCAUGAAUCGUGGAAGACUUAGUCUUCAAGUUUUGCAACAUACAGAUCUGAUUGCUAAGUGCCAGUCCAUAGUGCGUGAUUUUGCUACAGAGCAACUGAAAUUAGUUGGAUUUCUUCCUAGAGAAGCAGCCAUAAGAGCCACAAGCUGUGUGAGCCAAAGAGAUAUUCAGCGUGUAUUUAUUCUUGCUGCAUAUUUUGAGGAUUCUUUUCAAGAGCAUUUCCGUAAACGAUCUUACAAUUGGUGUGCACGUGCUGCCAUUCUUUCUUCACUUGGUAUUGUGUAUUAUCUGCGACUGGAUGAACGGUAUAGGAAGACGUUUGCCUCACUACUUAAUGAAUUUGAAGCAGGAACUAGCGAAGACAACUUCAGCACUGUCUUUGACAAUGUGAUGGAUAAAUACGUGGACGGUAUGUAUAUUCCUUUUGGAAUUGCUAAGACUAAAGCACUAAAGGAGAACUUGUUUGCAACUGUUGUGUGUACUGCUUGCUGCCUUCCUCUUAUUAUUGUUGGACCUCCAGGAUGUUCAAAAACUCUCUCCUUUAAUCUAGCUUUAGUGAACAUGAAAGGAGCAGAGUCUCGUAAGCCAUUUUUUCGAAACACAAACUACUUCCCAGCUCUUGAUCCAUAUCAUUAUCAAUGCUCAAGACGAUCGACUUCGCUUGAAAUUGAAAAUGUGUUUAAGAGAGCUAUCAAACGACAACAGCAUCACAACACUUCCAAACUUCCAAUCAGAUGUGUUGUGUUCAUGGAUGAAGCUGGUUUGCCAGAAGAAAGUCACGAGUCUCUGAAAGUGUUACACUAUUAUCUUGACAAUCCACAAGUGUCGUUUGUUGCAAUUACUAACCAUAUUCUUGAUGCUGCGAAAUCUAAUCGAGCUAUCAGUCUGUUUCGGCCUCAUCCAGAUGAAGAUGACUUGAAGACAUUAGCUCGGGGUUGUCUUUGCCCUGAUCCAUCUCGACCACAACCCGAAGUUCAAGGCAUUAUAGCUGCUCUUGACAAAUUUUGUGUAACCUAUGGAAUUAUUAUGGAAACACCUCAAUUUAAGAAGUUUUAUGGUUUAAGAGAUUUUAUUCAUUUUAUUAGCUACAUUCGACGUCAUCGUGGUAGCACAACUGAAUUGACUCCUGAUCUUGUACUGAAAGCACUUGAACGAAACUUCAGUGGCAUGGGGCAACAAAACUUUAGAUUAAUUGCAGACAAAUUUUUGGAAACAAUGAAUUCCUCUUUGAGUAAUCUGAAGCAAAGAAACACAAUAGAGAUUUUGCAAGAAAGUCUUGCAGAUGUUAGCCUUGCUCAGUCAGGAGACAACGAAGCUAUUGAAGCAGAAGUACGAUACAAGCUGAUUAUUGACACAAGUGAUGAUGAUUCCAUGGUAAGGCUCUUGUUCAAGCAUCAUGUCUUAGAUCGGCAUUCAACUUGUACAUUUACAUGCAGUGAUUUUCCUAAUGAUGGUGAUAUUCAGAAAGUUCAUAUCAUAUCUGCUAUCAAGCAUGCUGCCUUGGAAGGUCGAACUGUUAUCUUUAGGCAAACUGACGACAUCAAUGAAAGUUUUUAUGAUUUGUUCAAUCAGCACUUUAGAAGAAUUGAUGAUCCUAAUUUUGAAGGUGGUCGUCGUUAUUAUGCAAAUAUUGCCAUUGGGUCACACUCAAAACCUUGCAGGGUUGAUCCCAAAUUUCAGUGCAUUGUGCACAUGCGACAAUCCGAGGUCGAUAAUACGCCUGCUCCAUUUCUGAAUCGAUUUGAAAAGUUUUUAGUGUCACAAGAAAAUUUGCUGCAGAUUGCUCAAAGUGCACUACCUUCGGUUGUAGGCUGCUUAAUGUCCUUAGCUAUGGAUAAAGGAAAGUUAUUCCAUGAGGCUAUUGGACAAGAAAACUUUUAUGGUUCUACAAUACAGACAUUGCAGUCACUGUUUCUGGAGCUUCUACCUCUUCCAAUGAAGGAGCAGAAUAAAUUUUGUCAACAUUUGGAGGCUCUUGUUGAAUCAGAAGAUUGCUCAGUUGAUAAUGAUGAGAAUGACUGUGAAGAAGAAGCACACAGUUGUCUAGAUAAAUCUGCAUGGGAUGACACAGCUGUUAAAGUCAUCACGCACCUAGAGGAUGUUCUCAGAAAUAUAGGAUUUCAAUUUCUUGCAAGAACUGAACAAGGACGUCAGUUUCAAUGUAGUGCAAUCUUUGUGUCUGUUUUUCAGCUAUUUGAAGAAUGUGAUGGAAAAGCAUGCCGACAAGAACUUGUUCAAAAUCCAAAGAUUAUUCAGUCUUGGCUUGCAAAGGGUCUUCUAGACCUAUCACAGAGAUGUGUUCAGGAGACUAUAAUAUGUAGAAACUCUAGUUUUGCUGUUGCAACAUUUGUGCAGUGGGUUGUAUUUCAUGUGUGCAGUAGUCUGCUGAAAAUAGCAACCCCGGAAUCUUUAAUUUUGCAGAGUGGAAAGAUUCCAUGGCAGUAUGUUCUUGAGUAUUUGGAUCUUCAACCUCACUUUUCAUUAAAAGAAGUUCUGCUGUCUUGCAAAGAUCUUCCUGUAGCAACUGAGUUUGCUUCUAAAGUGAUCUGCUUUACACGAACUACUGCUGCAGUGCAUAAACUGCCUCCUAGCUAUUCUCAGAGUGGUAGCAUAAAUGGUGACAGUUUUGGUAUUCAUGUAAUGGAGCAGCUGCUACCAGGUAGUGUGACCAAUGGGCUAGUCAUGUUAAAAUUAGAAAAUGUUUGUACUCUAGAAGCUUUCAUGACUUUUUUGAAAGAAUUUAUAGAGAAUAGCUGUUGUCGCGUGUUUCUUAUUAUUGCCAACAUGAAAAUCUGUGAUCGCAAAAGAAUCAAUCAUGUACGGACUAUGAUAGAAGAAUAUGAACUGACAUCAUCAGUUGAUGCAGCCAAUAAGUCUGGUGUGAGGAAAACGUUUAUCCUAUUACUUCAUUUUCCUCCAAGUUUGGGCCCUUCCAAACCAUGCUACCCAACUCUAUUUUUGCAUGGAUGGGAACACAUUUAUCUCGAUAGCAUUAUUGAAGUAGAGCGCACAGAUCCAGUCAAUGUGUGCAACUGGAUGCGUGCAUGUUUUGUAAGUUAUGACAAACAUGAUGUCACAAGCGAUGAUGUGUACGUGUCAGAGCAGGUGAAAGGUCUUCUACAACUUUUGUCACAGGCCAUUGAUAUGGCAGUGUCUCGCAUCAAAUUUGGAGAUAUUGAUGGCAGUCACUUGAACAGAAAAAUGAAUGCCAAAAAAAGAGCAGAAAAAUUACAGUGGCUUGUAAGUGAGCUUCCUGUUUUGUCGAAUGCUCUUUGUGAAAGAUUUGCUAAGCUGUGGAAUCUGCAUGCCAUUGGUGAACAGCUAAUGAUGGCAGUUGACCAUAAGGAUUCAUGCUUGACAGUUUCUGAACGUGUUCAGAGUGGAUUCAGGACUUUGUUUUAUAACUACAUAGCACUGUCUUUUUACCAGAUGAAUAGAGACUAUAAUUUGGAACUUCUCUUUCAGUCUCUUGCAUCAAGGGAUGAUGAUGAUGACGAUGACGAUGACGAUGAUGAUGAUGAUGAUGAUGAUGAUGAUGAUGAUGAUGAUGAUGACGAUGACGAUGAUGAUGGUGGUGGUGGUGAUGAUAAUGAAGAAGACGUUUCAUUAAGGAACUUGUUUGUGGACAUAUUUAGAACUCUACCAAUUCCUCAGCUUAAUGAACUUCAGUUGCUGAACCAUACAUUUGAUGCUAGACAACCCAUUCGACAUAAUGGCCAGUAUUCUGUAUUUCCUGUUUUUCCCUUUUUUAGUCUUGUUCUACAAGAGAUAGAACAAGCACUUGAUCACAUUCUGGUAGCAAUUCAUGAAGUUGAUCUUGAUGAAGAGCAAAUGGACAAUGUGAGCCAAUCUAUGCUGGAGAAAAAACAAGUCAAAGUUUGUGACAUUGAAGCAAGAGCUAAUUCUGAGCUUCUUAAGGUGCUGGAUUCAACAAUGGCUAACACAACUACAGUCAGACUUUCUGUUGCUCAGCUGGCUUGCCAAGCGAUAGAUGGCAAUGAGACAUUGUGGGAUCGAUAUUUAGCUGAAUUUGCACGCACACAACUGCACUGUUAUCUUGGCGAUCAUGGCAGCCAAAAGCAUCAUCUGCUGAGUGCUUGGCUUGGUGGCUUAGAAAAAUACCCAACAAAGGAGCGCUUUGUUAAACUGCACGUCAUUACUCGGCUUCAUCAGAAAAGAAUCGGUGCUACUAUUGCAGCUUUGCGAUCAUUGGAGUUAUUGGAAGCUCUUCCUUCAGACAUUAAGCCAUCAAAUAUUUCUCUUAAUGCAAAAGACUUUGUACAAGAACGUGAAGGGCAAUUGUUUAUUUACAUCAUUGAUGUAAUGUUUGGCUACAUUCAGAAUAUGUUCUCAUCUUCAUUGAUUGAAGACACUUUAUCAGGUGUUGAAGAACCAUUUAUGAGGUGGUGUUUUGCAUACGAAAAUCUGACUGCCAGCUUACCUGCAAUGAGAGUGUACCAAUUUAAAGAUGUUUCUGUUCGUCCUAAACUUCAAGCCAUUCACACUGUGUUCAGUUUUAUGAAAGCUCUCAAUUUUGACCAAUCUGCUGCUACUGCUGCAGCAGCAAUGAAGCUAGCACAGAAGGUGUUAGGUGAAGUGGAGAUCUUGACUCUGAGGAGCAUAGUCAAAAGCAGCUUAUCUUGUAUACGUCAAUCCUAUCAGUUGGAAGAAAAUGAAUCACAAUCAGACAUAGAAGCAUUGUUCACUGCGGGAAGUGCAUUGUUAGAAGAUGUACUGAUUUUUCAGUUUCCAUCUGCUUCACCAGGCCAUGGCUUUCUGUGCCCAUUGCCUGACUGUCAUUGGUUAUUGAACAUGAUCAACCGGCAGCACCAUUGGUCUGUUACUGCUGUUUCACAAGCAGGAGAUUCCCUUCAAGUGUCAAGUCAAACUUUGUCAAGGAAAGAGUCAGUCUAUGGCAAUGAUGAUUUUCCUAUUGGAUUUGUGCAUUUCAAAUUGGCUCAGCACUGUUUGAUGCAGGCUUUGCAGUCUACAGCCAAAAACAGCAAUAGAAUAAAUUUCAACGUUCAGGUUCGGCAAAUGAUUGGUGAAGUGCUUUGUGAUCAUAUACACUGUAAUGAAAUUGAGAUGGAACCAUUUAUUCCAGCGUGCUACACUGGGAAUCGUAAUUUAUGGUCACAGCAGCCACUAGCUUCUGUCUAUUUUCAUUGCUGCUUGGAUCAGCUAAGUGCAAGUAUUAGUAGAGCUGGAUUUACUCAUCUCCUUCAACGUAUUGAUCAAUAUGAUGAGGAGAUUUAUGAAUCAAAACAUCCCUUUACAACAGUGUUGCAAGUAGAACGUCAAGCUGUUGCUCAGAUUGUCAUUAGACAGUUUUCUGAGAUGUUUGAACCAGGAUCAAUUGAAUUGCUGAAGCGUCAUCUCAAUCCUCUGUUUGUCAGUCAUGUUAACAGGUUAUUUCAGGAUCAGAGAUGGGGAGGAAGUAGUGGCCACAUAUUAGCAUUUCUCCAUCACAUGUCACAACGUCUAAAGAGUACACGAAAACUGAUCAACAUAUUCACUGAUUACUUUCAUACUUUUAGUACAUCAUUUUCUUGGAUGUCGGAUUUAUUAAAUAAGUUUAAGGAUAAACCGAGGUUUCAAUCUCAUUUAUUGCCAUUCAUGGUGGAUGACAGUACAGAUGAAACGUUUCAGUCGAGAUUGUACAAGCAAGUUACUGAUCUUGUUGAAGCUGUAUCACAAGCUGCAUUGACUGGAGAUGCCCAAGCUGAAGCAGAUGCUGUUGAAGAGCUUUGUGAUUUUUGCAAAAAUGAGAUGUGUGAAGGUAUGAAGAACAGUUUGCAUUUGCGAAUGAUGCUUUGUCUAGCUAUAUACUAUCAGUUGUAUGAAAAGAAGAUUUCAAGUCAUUGUUUAGCUGAGAAAGUGCAUGAGCUCAAAUGCAUUAAUUUAGAUGAACAGAAGUGCUGUUUGUUGGCAUGCUUUGCUGAUCCACGCAUGAUGGUGAUUUGUCUUGAACCUUCUAAUUCUAUCUAUCCUGAUGAAGUAUUACCGGAACUGCGUGGAGCUAAUGUCGGACGAAGCAUCAAUCCUAGAGAUACAGAUGUAGAAGAAACAGAUCCUCUUUGGGAUUUUUUUUGUCCUACAAAAAUUGAUAAACAAGAUUCAUCUGAUAUUGACUUGCGACGAGCACUUGCUCUCCUUGCUGCAGUUGCCGUGAGCCUUCCAUCAGAUUCAACUCACAUUUGGACUCAUAUGUUUAAACUUGAAGCUCUGGAAGGAACGUUUGUCACUGGAAAUUUGUAUCCUAAUGCUGUGAAACGUGGUGGUCUUCUUUAUGACUGUGGUUGUGAGCUGACUGCUGACGGCAUGUACGGACAUGCUGAUUACACAGCUCAUGCGGAUAGAGGGACGUUAAACAUUCAUUCUCUUUACCUUCUGCUUUGGAUCAACUUUGGUUCAUUUUGUUUGUCACUGUUGACACAGCACAAUGCUCAACACAUCAUCAAAGGUGGUGUUAUCUCUGAUUUGCAAUCUGUACGCCACUACUGUCUUUCUCAAGUGAAGACAAUGUGGAUGCUGAUGAGAAAUAAUCUGGAUUUCUGUGAUGAAGAAAGGACUCUUUUUGUUACAUCAGCUUUACACAAAAUAUUUGAAGUAGCACAAAGAACUCAUUCACCCAUUUGUGGUUCCGUGUUCACUAACUUAGAUGAUUUGGAUUUAUAUGAGAAGGCUUUUCAUGAGGAAGUCUUUGAGCCAACUCGGCAAAUGUUUCUUGAAGACAAACCGUUUGUUUAUCAGAGUGUUUGGCAGCAACAUCCCUUUCUGACAUCUGUUAGAGAAUUCUCAACUACCUAUCCUAUCGUGCCAACAUACAACGACUUCGUUUACAGUUUUGAGCACAUACAACAGUCUAAUAAUACGCGAUUAUAUGAGGAGUUGUCAGUCCUUCGCAAGUUUAUCAGAGAAAAACAACGUCUUCGUGUUGGUGGACUACUGUUGCCCGAUUUAGUUGAGUUCUAUGUGUGGCUGCAUCAGCAUCUUUCUCAUCUCGUGACAAAGCAGCAAGCACUUGAACUUUCUGUUGGUGAUGUUGUGAAGCGACUUACUAAACGUUACAGCAAGGACUACGCAGCCUACAUUCGAAGAUUGUUUGCAAGAGUACAAGAGAAUUACAACAAGUAUGUUGAACUGAAUGGUGGGGUUAUUGGUCCUCUGAAUGAAAAGGAAACAAAGUUAGCACAACUGCUGAGUGACACUGAAGAGGAGGAACAUGGUCCUGAUGCUCUUUUUGUUGUUAUUCGAACUUUGGUGACUACCCAGAAUGACUUCAUGACGGCAGUGAUGACAGAUGAUCAUUUCAAUACAACUAGAUGUACAUCUACGACUUUCAAAUUCCUGCCAGCAAAGGAAGAAGUGAGUGUCCUGGAAUUGGGAUUUCAUAACUGUUUGAUUGGAGAUAUCACUCUUGAAGAGUUGCAACCAUAUUUGAAACGAGAAGUUAAUUCGGUAAGUGGCGAGCUUGGAGCAGAGCUAAUGAGAAUCAUUCAUAGACACCAUUUGUACGUGCCGGGUGCUGGAAACCUGAAAGAAGAAGAAACACCAGCUGAUCUCACUGCUAGCUUACUGGGAAAGUAUAAAGUCAAAGCAAACAUGAUGUUUGAUUUUCACAGAUUGCAACAAGCUGUUGUGACGCAAUUUAUUGCUGGAAAGUCAUUUAUAAUGGAUCCAGCACAAAUUCGUGUUCUUUUCCAUUAUCGUCAAAAACAUUCUAUGCACCCUUCAUUAAGAUCUCUUGGCAACGUUCAGGCACAUAUUGACUUGCCUACUCUGGAGCAUGAACUUCCGAUCUCUUUCAAGAGUCAGCUAUCUUUAUCUCAGAGAAAAGAAAUUGACAUUAUCUUUCACGAUUUGAAUUACUGCAAUUCUGUGGGUUUGGUUAAAGCACUCAGGGCUGUUGCUGGCCAUCUUUACCAGGCUCUAAUGGAGGAAAAAUCGAUUGGCAGAGAAGCUCUCAGUGCAAAAUGUGAGGAGCUAUCCCAGUUGACCAUUUAUAACUUUUUACUACAAGUUUACAAUGAGACUGAUUGGAGUCCAAAUUUAGCAUCAAGGAUAGGAUUUCCUUCUUUGCUUGCUGACAGGCAGUGUGACAACUUGCUUUCUACUUCUAUGUCCCAACUGUACGAAACUCUUGCUGUACUGUUUUCAAAGCUGUGUGAUAGGGAGUAUGAGUUUGCCCAUCUUCCAUUGACGCUUAAAUCUCCACUGCCUGAUUCAGUCAAAGAAACAAUUACCAAUCUACCAAAAGCAUAUGAAGAAAACGGUAUUACGGUACCUUCAAAAUUUGUGGAGCAUAUGGAAGAUUUUGAUCAAACACUUCUUCACUCCGAACACGAUCUUGAGCGACAAGCAAAGGAGAAUUGCCUGGUUCAGUAUGUGGUUGACACCAACUUCUAUGAUGAUAAAGACCUUCCUGUCCGCUUGUUGCCAAGAGAUGUCAUCAGAGUAGAACACUACAUGCAUUUUCGUCUGGCCAUAAACAGGGUUUUAGCACUGCAGAAAAAGACUCUCGCGUCUGAUAGUAAAAGUGAUGAUUGUUGGUCUGACGUUGUGGUGUCUAUAUUGCACAAGUUUCCGCAGAUGGAUCACAGGCCUAAGACUAAUGAAGGGUCUAAGUCGUCGCAAGUGCCUGUAUUUGUAUUGGGUGGCAAGGGUGGAUUGCACCAUCCAGUAUGGAUUGAGGGUAGAGAUAAUUCUCUAGAGAAUGUAACAGAUGACAGUGAUGAUGAGGCAAGUGACUUGGAAGAAACAGGAGAAUUGAAAGAUGAUGUUAGAAAAACUGUAGUUCCCAAUUCUCAGCCACCUGUGGAAUCUCAGUCUGAUUAUGAGUUAUCGGGCAAUAUUCCUGGCAUGGAAGAUAGAGAUGAAGGCAGUGUGAAAACGCCUGAGGUGUCUGGACCCUCAAGUACUGAGUCAGAAGAAGAUGAAAAUUCAGAAGAUGAGCGUACAGUAGAUAAGGUCGACACAGCUAUUCCUGCCAGUCAUUCAGGCAACAAAAACUUGACACUGCAGCGGUCAGAGAUUACUAUCGACUUGCCUUCAGAAAGCGCUACAGGCACUACAAGACCUAUGGAUGCAAGCACAUACUUGAAGAUCUGUAGCCCAGAUGAGAAACAAGCUAUGGCUCGACAGCUUCUGCUUGAGUCAGAUCUGAGUCUGGCUCGACAACUUUCGGUUCAGCCAGACAAAGACUUGGGUUUUAUGAGUGUUGAUGAUGUUGCACAGUUGUUAGAAAUGGGCAAGCUUAGCAAGUACGUUGAGUUAUUUAGAGAAAAAGAGAUUGAUGGUGCCACUCUUCAAGAACUUGACAUAGAUGCUUUCGAAGAGCUUGGUGUCAAGGGGAUUGAUCGUUCUAAGAUGAUAGGCAUCAUAAAACGGGAAAAGAAACAAUGAGGAUGACUUACAUUAAUCAAGCGGAUUUGUUCUACUUAGUACUUUCAUAGUGCUGACAAAUUCUGCUGCUGUGAUGAUUGCUUUUGCUUGUUAUGUUCAUUUUAAGCAUUUACUAUGGGAGGAUAUCCUUAAAAGUUGGUAGCUAGCUGCUCUGGGUUUGUAUACUAAUCAACAAUACUUGAUCAGGCUGUUGCAUAUGUACAUGUAUAUCCAGAUAGGCUGA
Molecule: messenger RNA, 15919 nt
Organism: Corticium candelabrum
Lineage: Eukaryota; Metazoa; Porifera; Homoscleromorpha; Homosclerophorida; Plakinidae
Exons: 42
Coding region: 1-15696 (5231 amino acids)
Molecular function (GO): ATP hydrolysis activity; protein binding; ubiquitin-protein transferase activity
Source: RefSeq, a predicted model, not a curated record